Molecule: messenger RNA, 1453 nt
Organism: Ostrinia furnacalis (Asian corn borer)
Lineage: Eukaryota; Metazoa; Arthropoda; Insecta; Lepidoptera; Crambidae
Exons: 9
Coding region: 23-1330 (435 amino acids)
Source: RefSeq, a predicted model, not a curated record
AUUGCAUGUUUCAGACGAGGCGAUGUUAAGCGCGACUGUGGCGGCGCUCGCGUGCCUCUGCUUGGCGCGCACCUCGCCCGCCGAGCCUCAAAACUUGCGUCUGUACGCCAAGACCAUAGUCAACCAAAAGGACUUGAGCGGGGUCCUGGCGAGCAUCGACGAACGAUUGCGGGUGCUGGACGCUGUCAGUGCCGCGCAAGUCAAGCAGGCGCGGCGCCUCGACGUCAUUCAGGACAAACUUGAUCGAGUAGAGACGGCUCUAUCUCUGAAGCUGGAGAGGGCACAGUUAGCCGCAGAGCGAUUGGAACAUCGCUUGCAUAUGCUCCAAACGAGUGUACAGACAUCAAUUAAGGAGAGCAGUGACAAAUUAGAACGCACUCAGACGAGCCUGGUGGAGUUGGCGCAGAAUCUGACGAGUCAAAUCGAUUUACAUCGACGUCUUUUAGACAAGGUUAACGGCGCGUAUGCGGACACGUGGCACCGCGGCCUGGUGCUAGAGUCGCUGAUGAGGGACGGGCUCUCGCUGGUCAACGUGACGCGGCGCGAGCUGGCCGACGGGCUGCGAGCACUGGCCCGGCGCCAGGGACACGCGCGCUUCGCCCCCCUCGAUACCGGCCUCGCGAGGCAGAUCAACGACAACACCAACAAGAUUGAUGCUAAGAUGAACGUAUUAUUGGAUGCCCAAAAGCGUUACGUCGAUUCUUGCCAACGAGUACAACUUGACGAUCCCAAUCAAGUCGCCGAUGUUUUGGGAAAAUUGAUCGACACACUAAUAAAUAAGACUGCGUCAACAUUCCAUGAACUUCAAAACAUUCAAGUCACUAUAAAGAACCACGACGCGAAAGUGACCAAAUUGCUAAAUUCUGGCCGUAAUAAUGUACAGAGCGAUUCCACCUGUCGCCGCCUCGAAACCAUCAUGCGCAACUCAACGAAGCCGUCGUUCAAAGAGACUGAACUUCAGCAGCUGACGGAGAAACUGGUGGACCUCACGAACCGCGCGGACGCGGCCCUGCAACGGCUUGAGACGAGACUCAAGGACGACGGCGACGGGCCGGCGCCCAACAUCACGGCUGCUGCAGACCAGCUUCUGCUGAAGCUGAAUAGCAUCAAAGGUGAGCAAGAAUAUGAUGACGAAUUUAAUUGGGAGGAUGACGACCCAGAGUACAGCUUUUACGACGAUGGCGGCGGCGGUGACAUGAUGGACGAGGAUAAAAAGAUACUCAGCAGCAGAAGCUUGGACAAGGGCACAGAGAGCCCCACGGAGCGGCCACCGCACCGAAGACAUCUCCACAAACACCCAUAUGAUCGCGGUCCAAGUCGAGGGAACUAGCCACUAUAUUUUUUUAUGUGAAAAUGUGUCAUUUGUAUAAGAACUGUAUUAUAAUGUUUUAAUACUAUAUUAAUUAAGUAUUACUUGAUAUAAAUUGAUAUAAAACCGUAUUUUGAAAUUUUA